UAUUGAUGGACAGGGGCCAAGAACUAAAUUUAUUGUGAGCAAUACACAAUUUGUUCUAAAACGCGAUUCGUUGUAUAUAACAAAAGAUAUUCUACCGAGUACACACUUGUAUAUAUAGUGGAGUGAUCAAUCAUGAAAUGGUACAUGGUGCUUCUGAUAUCUAUGCUCUGCUCCUGUUCAAUAAGCACCAACACUGAAGUAACCAGUGCAUUCUCAGCAGUUUUGAACUGGUGCAAGACAGUGCUGAUAUCCAAUCAACCUGACCAUAUCUUGCCAACCCUAUCAAGAUCAUUAUACUCCACAAAAGAUGAUCUCAUUCAUGCAGUUUUGAAAGAAGACUUACAAGAAACCUUGAAAAAAAUUCAGAGCAACUUCUUGGUUGCCUUGAGAAUUUUAAAAUUCUCUCUGGAUCUUGUUCAAGAAUUUGGAAACUCUCAGAACUUAACAAUAACAUGGACACAAGAAGCGACAAAGCAGUUUUCGAAAAUCCAAUUGAUGCUUACCAAAGCUUACAUGAUCAAUUUGAUGAAGCUGAUUGAAACCCAAUCAAUUUACAAUAUGCCGACCAUUGGCAUGAUCAGCGGACGAUUUCAGGAUGCCAACUUCCGAAGCGUUUUGACUCCAGGGGUGAUGGCAGAUGUCGCCCGAAGAGCUUUGAAAUCAACGCAAAACGGAGACGCGCAGAAAAUAACGCCAACUUUUCUUGUUAAGCAGACAAACGCCCAUUUUUCAGCAAGUGUGGAUUGGGCAUUUCAGGCAUUCAAACACAGUAAACUUGCGGAGGCGAAAAAACAUUGGUCUCUUUUACUGAAGACGGUGAAACAGCACGAUGAGCACUGGAGAAAAUUCGCCGAUGAAAGACAGCGACACGAAGCUAUCAAAGAAACCCAAUUCUUCUUCAACACAACGAUCAGUGAGUUGACCAUGAACGAGCUCGGUUCAUUUUCGGAAACACAUACCUUGGAUGAAAAUCAGAACAGGGAUUUCCAGGGGGAACAUUUUGCCAAAGUUUGUCGUCAGUCUCUGAAGAAGGACUUUUCCAUGCGAGAAGAUGCGCUUCACGAUCCCGAUCUCCUUUGUUGGUUGGACGACAAAGGAUCCACCUUCGGCAGGUUGAUGGAACCCAUCAGGGUUGAAAAGAUGCAUUCAAAUCCAGAUCUCAUCAUCUUUCACAACGCCUUCUCCAGCAAGCAGUGCGACUUGAUCAUAGAUGAACUUGAAAAAAUGGAACAGGUGCAGUUUUACGAGUCAGGAGAAUUCUACGGCCAUCAUCGAGACGCUUUCUCGGACUUGAAUGCAUCAAUUCCAACAUUAAAUGACGUGGAACUCGGUGGGGCAACGGCCUACCCGGAAAUCGGGACGUUCAUCAAACCAGUCAAGGGUACAGCAACUCUAAUGGUGAACCACAACCCGGAUGGUACAAUUGCCCAAUCUAUGACUCACGGAGGAUGCCCGGUGGUCUCGGGUGUUAAAUGGGUGGGAGUGAAAUGGCUGCACGGUCCUUCAAAAGACGGAGGCGGAAAUCGAAUCAAUGAACCUUCGCAAUAGAGAACCGAACGAAAGGACGAUUUCGAGCAAGCAUGUGUAGAAGAAAUUGAUAUUGUAUUGAAAUGAGAAAAAAAAACGACGUGAAUCUACGGCUCUGAGUAAAAAUCCGGACGGUGAA
Molecule: messenger RNA, 1666 nt
Organism: Notodromas monacha
Lineage: Eukaryota; Metazoa; Arthropoda; Ostracoda; Podocopida; Cyprididae
Source: the annotation of a GenBank genome assembly